CCUCAUCACAUCAGAAAGCAAAAACAACAUUUAAAUCAUGUUUCAAACAUCUGUUCUGUCUUUCCUCCUUUGCAUCCUCCUUCGUUUCACCUCCCAGCAAUGUAUGUUCACCUCUGCCAGCGGUAGUAGUUGGGAACUGUUACAGGAAAACGUCGGCAUAGCUGCAAUGCAGAUGGAGUUGCUUAACAACGACCGUGUCAUUAUGUUCGAUAGAACUGAUUCUGGGCGUCUAAUCUCUCUCUACCGAAUGGCAAUUGUCGGAGUGACCCAAAUGACAAGACUGCAAACCGACGUUUGGUGUUCUUCGGGCGCUGUGACGGCGGAUGGCCGUCUCAUUCAAACAGGAGGAUUUAACGAUGGUGAGAGGAGAAUUAGGAUUUUCACCCCUGCAACAACAACUGUGACUAGCCGUAAACAAUUUAAUUAUGAGUUCUAUCCUAAGAAUACUGCUCCUGGUCUAUUCAGUUUGUCAUUCUUGUCGGAAACAAAUGACCGUGGGGUGGAGGACAAUCUUUACCCUUUUGUUAAUCUCAAGAACUUACAAGCUCCAAAUAUCCAAGCUGAAGUGUUGAUAUGCGGCCGAGGUGCUAAUGGAUCUUACACAGAGUCAUUGAAGAAAAAGCUCUUGCCCGAUUUGGAUACUUGCGCUCGAAUCAAUAUAACUGAUCCAAAUCCAGAAUGGGUCAUGGAGACAAAACCGCUACGUAGAGUCCUGGGUGACAUGAUAUUACUACCGGAUAGCACAGUUCUGAUCAUCAAUAGUGCUGCCUCAGGUUCUGCUGGGUGGGAACAGGGUAGGGAUCCUGUAUUGAGUCCAGUCAUCUACCGACCUAAUAAUCCAAUUGGGUCACGUUUUGAAGUACAAAGCCCAACUACCAUCCCUAGAAUGUACCAUUCCACUGCAGGGCUAGUUCAUGAUGGGAGGGUGUUCGUUGCAGGAAGCAACCCUCAUGCUUAUUACAACUUCACAGGAGUACUUUUCCCAACAGAACUACGCUUAGAAGCAUUCCCUCCAGACCAUCUCAACGCCCAAUUUGAUAAUAUCGUCCGAUUAUCGUUGCGCCAGUGAAUCAAAGGAUUCUGUAUUAUGGUCAAAGCCAAAAGGCACGUUUCAGUUGUACAGGGCCAGUGAUCCAGAACCAGGUUGAGGUGGUAUUGGUGGCGCCACCAUUUGUGACACAUUCGUUCUCUUCUCCCAGAACCAAAGGCUACUUGUGCUUGGAAACAACAAGAUGACUGUAUUAAUAACUUUUACGACGUGGA
Rubroshorea leprosula is the source of this 1263-nucleotide messenger RNA. NCBI's taxonomy places the organism in Eukaryota, Viridiplantae, Streptophyta, Magnoliopsida, Malvales, Dipterocarpaceae. The record is from the annotation of a GenBank genome assembly.